AUGCGCUCAAAACUUAGAACCACCUUAAGGCCAACUUUAACGUUUUGCGGAAACUUACUUAUCAGCAUCAGCAGAGACCAGAACCCGAAGAUAUGGGACGUCAUCACUGGGAAUUGCCUAAAGAUGCUUGAGGCUCAUACCGACCGGAAACGAUAUCACUGCUCGGUCACGGGGAUAAUUCCGAGUCGAACUCAGAAAACAACGUCGCCUUUGGUGGCCAUGAACACUUCAAUGAAUGCUACAAAUUUUGGUCCACCUCCUUAUACCAAAUCUUCUACCCUUGGCCGGGCUGAACAACUCCCCCCCGGCGCAAGUGGCACGGUGAAGUUCAUCGCACCCCAGUCCCGGAACAAGACUGUCAAUCUCCGGGACGUUCGGGCGACUUGCAUCAUUAAUGACAACUGGGUGCAGGCGCUCCUCUUUCACCACAGCGGUAAAAUCUCCUUUCAGAGUAGGCUGGCAAAGCGUUACGGUGCUGUAAUCUAA
Paracoccidioides brasiliensis Pb18 is the source of this 486-nucleotide messenger RNA. RefSeq lists its product as uncharacterized. Gene Ontology annotation, molecular function: protein binding. The coding region runs from base 1 to 486 and encodes 161 amino acids. The record is from RefSeq and is a predicted model, not a curated record. The transcript has a single exon.